Molecule: messenger RNA, 1109 nt
Organism: Mycotypha africana
Lineage: Eukaryota; Fungi; Mucoromycota; Mucoromycetes; Mucorales; Mycotyphaceae
Product: mitochondrial ribosomal subunit protein-domain-containing protein
Exons: 3
Coding region: 128-934 (268 amino acids)
Biological process (GO): mitochondrial translation
Cellular component (GO): mitochondrial small ribosomal subunit
Molecular function (GO): structural constituent of ribosome
Source: RefSeq, a predicted model, not a curated record
CAAACCGGAUUUGUAGGUGAUGGUGCUGCCACCAUUGAUUGAAUCUGAAUUUGUCCCCCAGUUUUAAUCAAGGGUAAAAAAAUGAAAAAUUAACCUGUACCUUUUAUAAAACUGUAUUGAUAGAACAAUGCUAAGACAAGCAGCCAAUCUUACUCAACGUACUAUCAGUCAAACAGCAGUAAAGCAAUUUUCGACUAGCUCUGCAGCACUCGUUGGACGUCAAACAACUGGUCGCAGAAAACCCGCUAAGAAAUACGAUGUUGACGACAUGCCAAAGUUCAACUUUGACGAUCAGACGACCAUCGGUCACGAACUCUUUAAUAACAUACGAGAAGUUCGCAAAUACCUUAGAAAAACUGAAUUCGAACUGCCUAAAUUGAGUGCUUAUGCCAAACCUUUUGAACCACCAAAAGCAAGCCAUAUAUUAAAGUUCAAAACACAUACAUAUGUUGGUGAAGGACAUCCUGUUGAACGCAAAGUCGUAUUGAGUGUUAAAGUGGAUGAUUUGAAGUUAGAUGCUGAAGAGAAACACAAAUUUUUACUUUUGAGUGGACCUCGAUACAAUGUCAACACUGGCGAAUUGACCAUGUCUUGCGAAAGAUUUCCUCAAAUUAAACAAAAUAAAAAGUUCUUGAUUGACGCUUUGAAAAAGUUAGUUAAAGAAGCAAAGGAUAAGACCGAUACUUUUGCAGAUGUGCCUUUGAAUCUACCCAAGCCAAAGCAAAGACUAGAAUUUCCUAAAGAAUGGAUUCGAUCGUAUAACAAAGAGACAAGUGUUUCAACACAGUCACCAUCAUCAUCAGCUGAAAGUGCAAAGAUUAUUUCGAGUGCGGAUACAGCAUCUUCUUCAAACAACACGACUCCUGACGACAAGACCUCUGAAGUCUCUAAUAAAAUGUCAGAUAAUGCUGAAGUGCAAAAGCAAUCAGCUUGAGCAAUCAAUUAGAAAACAAAUUGGAAAGCAUAAUUAUGAUGAUGAGCGUGUAUCUGUAAUCAAUAUACCUCAUGCAACUUUUGUAAAGAAUACUGCAGUCUUGUACAAUUAAUUUCAACAACGGAUAAAUAAUAAAAAGAAAGCGCAAAGUUCGUAACAAUGCACAAAAGAAUGC